AUGCAAGUCUUCACGCCCGUUUAUUCAAUGCUCAUAUUCAUGAAGCCAUCGCUCGCCUCAUUCAUGCCAUGCAUGCCCACCCUCUUCAAGGUCCCAGAAUGGGGGGUGGUGGGUAUAUUCCGAGGAGCAGUCUCUGGUCGGUCGUUGAAAAGCGGGCCGAUGUUUGACUUUGGCGGACCCCAUAUAUUAGGCCCCUGGUCUGUCAGUGCCGGGGAAUUGGGCAUGACUGGACUACUCUGCGCACUCAUGCUGGGAGACACGGCUCUCCGUUUGAACAAAUUAGGGUCGAAAUCGUCCUCUCUUCGUCGCUUUCUGCGUAGCUCUGAAACCACACCUGACUGGCUAGGGAGCGGAGUUGAAGCACGCGACGCAGGUCUUUCACCAGGCUUAACAAACUCCGCGGUAUUUGAUGGUGUCAUGUCCAUCGUUAUAUCCUCCUCCGACACCGAGGAGGCAGCGUGUGGGCGUGGAGGUGGUGGCGGAGUACGAUAA
Messenger RNA from Aspergillus puulaauensis, 492 nucleotides. RefSeq lists its product as uncharacterized. The record is from RefSeq and is a predicted model, not a curated record. The coding region runs from base 1 to 492 and encodes 163 amino acids. NCBI's taxonomy places the organism in Eukaryota, Fungi, Ascomycota, Eurotiomycetes, Eurotiales, Aspergillaceae. The transcript has a single exon.